AUGGCCGACCCCUACGAGCCACAAUUCCUGUCGCCAGCAUCCUCGGCCACUGCUGAUGAAUACUCGGCCAACCCCCGUUUCAUCGAACUCCAAGAAGAGCUUCGGUGCGUCCUCUUUGCAGGCGUAAGCUCCCAUGAUCCCAGCAAGACUACUACUCCCGAGUCCGUUUCGGAUCAACAGCGACCGCCCGAUGAACUCCCCGUCCAGCAGUCCAAGUUUGACUUCUCCAGGGUCCCCGGUAUUCCCAAGAUCAAGCUUAUUCACUACUUCAAGAACUGGAUCGUCGAGUGUGCGCCGUAUCUUGACAAGUUUGACCAUGAGCGACACUUUGGUAUCCAUGUGCCCAUCAUGGCUGAGCGGUCGCCGCCAUUAUUCUACGCCGUUUUAGCCUUUUCCGCCCGUCAGAUAGAGCGAAAAGCACUCUUGGAAAAGAGCUAUGACAGCUUGGAAUUGUAUCAGGAGUCCAUCAGGCUCCUUGCCCCCAGCUUGCAAGCCAAGGACUCCAACAUGCUGGUGACGGCUUGUGUACUCGCCGUCUUGGAGCUCAUGUCCGGCAGCCCUCGCAACUGGCGUCGCCACAUCGAAGGCUGCGCGGCCUUGUUUGAAUUCUUCGAGAUUACCGGCUUCUCGGGCGGCCUGCUGCAGGCAGUCUUCUGGUGCUAUGCACGCAUGGAACUUUGCGGAGCCAUCAUAUCCGGUGGUGCAGAGAGUACAGUCCUCCCGCUGAAUAAAUGGAUUCCUCCGUUGCCAGCAGGCGUCUCAACCAAUGAUGAAAUUGACGAAUUCGCGCGGACAACGUUCUAUCAGAGCGGGCGGGAUAAUACCGGUAUGCAUGCCAACUGGGCCGUGUAUUUGUGUGCAAAGACAUGCGACCUGACGUACCGGAGGACGAGGGUUCUAGAGCUGCAAGAACCAGACGAGUUGGAUACCAGACCGUUCGUCGAGCAAUGGACUAGACUAUGGGGCGACUUGCAGCUCUGGCUGGAAUCAAGGCCGUGGUCAAUGCUGCCAACUACUACCACGCCGCCGCUGGAGCCGUUCCAAGAGCAGGUCUUUCCCACCAUUUUGUUCUCCAAUUACCCGGCCAUCUCAUCUAACCAGAUGUACCACGCGGCAUGUAUUCUAAUGUUGGAAACACGGCCUCCAGAGGUACAAUUGCCGUCUCCACAAAGCUCGCCCAUCUGGCAUGCAAGACGAGUCUGCGGAAUAUCAUGGACGAACCCGCACAAGGCGAGCCUCAUUAAUGCUAUUCAGCCGCUCUAUCUGGCGGGGCGGCUGCUCACCCAUCCGAGCGAACAGGUUCAAGUCGCAAGGCUAUUCCGUAUCAUUGAUCGGACUACAGGGUGGGGAGCAUUAUGGCGAUUGCGGGAUCUAGAGGCAGAGUGGGGAUACAAGCCCGGCGAGAUACUGGGCAGAGCAAAUGUAUGA
This is a messenger RNA of Metarhizium robertsii ARSEF 23, 1428 nucleotides long. Its product is annotated as C6 transcription factor. Lineage: Eukaryota; Fungi; Ascomycota; Sordariomycetes; Hypocreales; Clavicipitaceae. Gene Ontology annotation, biological process: positive regulation of transcription by RNA polymerase II. The coding region runs from base 1 to 1428 and encodes 475 amino acids. The transcript has a single exon. Gene Ontology annotation, molecular function: DNA-binding transcription factor activity; transcription cis-regulatory region binding. The record is from RefSeq and is a predicted model, not a curated record. Gene Ontology annotation, cellular component: nucleus.